AUGGCCGAGAAUGUCGUUGGUCUGACCGUCCAGAAAAUCGUCGAACCCGAUGCUCCUCAAGGCUUCAGCUCGGAUAAGACGCAGCAUGCCGGAAUCGUUGCUACCGAGUCUGCGAGUCAAGGUUCUGACGAUGGAAACGUCGAGUCGCAACUGAAUUCAGCAACCGAGACUGGUCGGAUCGUUGACGAUGCGUAUCCGGCGCCCACCGAAGAAGAGCGCACAACGCUCCGUAAAGUCCACGACUCAAUCCCUCUGAUAUCUUGGUCACUCUGCAUUGUGGAAAUGGCCGAGCGAGCAUCCUACUAUGGUGUCAAGGCCGCGUUCAACAACUACAUGCAAUUCCCAUUGCCCGAGGGCGGUCCUGGUACUGGUGCUAUCAAUCCCAACAAACCGAAUUCCCACGCCGGUGCAUUGAACCUUGGUCUUCAGACUGCUUCGGCCUUGGGACUCAUGUUUACAUUCCUCGCCUAUGUUAUCCCCAUCUUCGGCGCUUGGAUCGCAGAUGUCAAGAUUGGCCGUUACAAAGCCAUAGUUUGGGGUGUCAUUAUUGGGGGUGUUGCACAUGUCAUUAUGAUUGGAGGCGCUGCCCCCGGUCUUCUGCAAGCGGGACGAGGAGUUGCAGUCUUUCUCAUCAGCUUCGCUCUCCUAGCCAUUGGAGCCGGAAUUUUCAAACCAAACGUCGCGCCGACAGUCAUCGAUCAAUACAAAUACCAGCGAGAGUACACGAAGGUACUGAAGUCAGGAGAGAAGGUGCUUGUCGACCCAGAGACGACUAUCAACCAUAUCAUGCUCAUCUUCUACGCCUUUGUCAACGUCGGUGCCUUUUUUUCGAUCGCUGUGGUUUACAUCGAAAAGUACCACAGCUUCUGGUUGGCUUACCUGGUGCCAGGGGUUGUCUACUUCCUUCUGCCAAUAAUGCUAGCUUUCACGUAUAAGCGCACCAUCCGAACGCCGCCUCAAGGUUCCGAUUUGACUCGAUUUAUCAAGAUCACUGUCAGUGCUUUGAAGGCGAGCAAGGGGAAUAUUUUCUCGCAGAAUUUGUGGCACAAUGUGAGACCGUCUACAUUGGCCGAAGGUGACGUCCUUGCCGAUUACUCGGAGAAAAACGUUGAUGACGUACGACGCACCUGGCAAGCCGUCCAGAUCUUCCUUUACAUUCCUGUGUGGAAUCUGAAUGAUGGAGGUGUCGGAAGCGUCCAGAGCAACCAGGGUGCGGCUAUGACUUCUAAUGGUGCCCCCAAUGACUUACUAAGUCACUUCAACCCAUUGGUCAUCAUUUUCUUCGCUCCGUUCAUGGCUCAUAUUGUUUACCCUUUCUUGAAGCGAAGAAACAUCAAGUUUGGUCGCAUUAGCCGAAUGACUUUCGGUUUCAUGCUUGCCACCAUAUCAUCCGUAAUUGGUGCCAUCGUUCAAUACCGUGUUUACGAGACAAGCCCAUGUGGCUAUGAAGCCAGCACUUGCGACGACGUGUCGCCUCUCUCCAUUUGGUGGCAAAUACCUAAUGUGGCACUCGGCGCGAUGUCUGAGAUUUUUGUUAACGUGACCGCAUACGAGCUUGCUUACGCACGCGCUCCUGAACAUAUGAGGAGUACCGUCGUAGCACUCUUCUUGUUCAUGACAGCUUUGAGCAGCGCUCUGGGCGAGAUUUUGAUUCCAGCUAUCGACGAUCCUACUCUAGUUUGGGCCUGGGCUGCCCCAGCUAUUGCUCUGUUCGUUCAAACCAUCAUCUUUUGGUGGAGACAUCGCAACAUCAAUGAUGAUGUUUUCAUGACGCAUGCAGAGGAUUUCGAGCAGGACGUAGCUCACGAGAAGAAGCUAGGGAAUGAGAAUGACAAGUAA
Messenger RNA from Neoarthrinium moseri, 1839 nucleotides. RefSeq lists its product as uncharacterized. Gene Ontology annotation, molecular function: dipeptide transmembrane transporter activity. The record is from RefSeq and is a predicted model, not a curated record. The transcript has 3 exons. Gene Ontology annotation, cellular component: membrane. Gene Ontology annotation, biological process: transmembrane transport. The coding region runs from base 1 to 1839 and encodes 612 amino acids. NCBI's taxonomy places the organism in Eukaryota, Fungi, Ascomycota, Sordariomycetes, Amphisphaeriales, Apiosporaceae.